GAAUAGAAUAGAAAAUAGAAAAAAAUACCAUCCAUCAUCCAAUGCGAAAUGCGCAAACGAAGACUAGAAGACUAAGAAAGAAGGCGAAGACGAAGAAGAAGAAGAAGAAAAAGUCCAUCUUCCUUUUGCAUUUGGUGGUAUGCGCUUCGGACUCCGACUCUGACUCGAUCUCUCAUCCUCCUCCUCUACUCAUCCCUUCAGACCCUCUGGCUUGUGAAUCCCACGGUCCUGCCCUCUUUAUCGAGGGUUCUGUUAAGGGGUGUGUCUGACAUUGAGUUUGUGAUGCUGAAUAAGGAAUCUUGAAAGUCUUUGCUUCUCAGUUGGUCGGUGGACAAAAAAAAAAAAUGUUGGAGGGUGGUGCCAAGUAUACUGGAAUUGUUGGCCUGAAUAACCGAGAUAACAACUAUUAUGAUUUGUCCCAAGGAUUCUACCAUAAGCUUGAGGAGGGUACCAACAUGUCCAUUGACAGUUUUGGAAGCUUGCAAACAAGCAAUGAUGGAGGGUCUGUUGCGAUGUCUGUAGAUAACAGCAGUGUUGGUUCAAAUACAAAUGAUUCACACACCCGCAUCUUGAACCAUCAGGGUUUGAGACGGCGGCCAAAUGACAACUGCUCUGUGCAACAAAGUGUUAAUCAUCGAGGAAGAGUCCCACAUGCUUUGAGUGAUGAUGCCCUUGCACGAGCUCUCAUGGACAGCAAUUCCUUGACGCAGGGCCUUGAAAAUUAUGAGGAGUGGACAAUUGAUUUAAGGAAGCUAAAUAUGGGGGAGGCUUUUGCGCAAGGUGCUUUUGGUAAGCUUUACAGAGGUACUUACAAUGGUGAGGAUGUUGCCAUUAAGAUCUUGGAGCGGCCAGAAAAUGACUUGGAAAAGGCUCAACUGAUGGAACAACAGUUUCAGCAGGAAGUCAAGAUGCUUGCUACUCUAAAGCAUCCAAACAUUGUUCGUUUUAUUGGGGCCUGUCGUAAACCAAUGGUUUGGUGCAUUGUGACAGAGUAUGCCAAGGGUGGUUCAGUUCGGCAGUUCUUAGUGAAGAGACAAAGUCGUGCAGUUCCACUAAAAUUGGCAGUUAAACAAGCAUUGGAUGUUGCAAGGGGAAUGGCAUAUGUCCAUGGGCUAGGGUUGAUACACCGGGACCUAAAAUCUGACAACCUCUUGAUUUUUGCAGACAAAUCUAUCAAAAUUGCUGAUUUUGGGGUUGCCCGGAUUGAGGUGCAGACAGAAGGAAUGACACCAGAGACUGGGACAUACCGCUGGAUGGCUCCCGAGAUGAUUCAGCACAGGCCUUACACUCAGAAAGUGGAUGUUUAUAGCUUUGGAAUUGUUCUUUGGGAACUGAUUACGGGGAUGGUUCCCUUCCCGAACAUGACGGCUGUGCAGGCAGCAUUUGCAGUAGUCAAUAAGGGUGUUCGUCCGAUCAUUCCAAAUGAUUGCUUACCUGCUCUUGGUGAGAUCAUGACCCGAUGCUGGGAUGCCAAUCCUGAUGUCAGGCCACCCUUCACCCAAGUUGUCAGAAUGCUCGAGAUUGCAGAGACUGAGAUCAUGACUACUGUCCGCAAAGCCCGUUUCCGCUGUUGCAUGGUCCAACCAAUGACAGCUGACUGACCUGCUGAAAAAAAGGAAAAAAAAAUUGAUAAAAGAAAACAGCUGAAAAGAAAAAGCAAGACAAAAAAAGGAGAAAAAAGAGGCAAGAGAAGUGUCUUUUUAGAUCAUAGCCUCGUGUAUUUAUCAAGCUUAAUUUUAUCCUUUUUUUUUUAUUUUUUUUUAAAUUUUUUUAAGAUAGAAAAAAAGGGAAAGUUAUGAUAAUGAAUAUUUGGUUUUGCAUAUUAAUCCUUUAUGAAUGCUCUGUGAACAUUCAAUUUCGUUA
This is a messenger RNA of Ziziphus jujuba (common jujube), 1863 nucleotides long. RefSeq names its product serine/threonine-protein kinase STY13. The transcript has 3 exons. Bases 345 to 1601 code for a protein of 418 amino acids. Gene Ontology annotation, molecular function: protein kinase activity; ATP binding. The record is from RefSeq and is a predicted model, not a curated record. Gene Ontology annotation, biological process: protein phosphorylation. Lineage: Eukaryota; Viridiplantae; Streptophyta; Magnoliopsida; Rosales; Rhamnaceae.